This is a messenger RNA of Stylophora pistillata, 1459 nucleotides long. RefSeq lists its product as uncharacterized. The record is from RefSeq and is a predicted model, not a curated record. NCBI's taxonomy places the organism in Eukaryota, Metazoa, Cnidaria, Anthozoa, Scleractinia, Pocilloporidae.
CGAUGGCACACUGUUUCUUUGGGGUCUGAGUAUCAUAUAGAAAAGCAGCUUUGGAGCACAAUCAGUUCAGCCAGUCAGUAACAGUGUGAACUACUACAGCUUACAAGACUAAUCCUUUUUUGUUCGGACUUCUACCUUUGAACUGCACGAAGUUUAACGUCUACAUGGCUUUAUCUAAGCAAACGUCAGACGUCACCGUAGAUUACGUUUCAAAGCACUGCCCAGCAUUUGUUGGUGGUGGCUGCCCAUACGCCAAGCUUGCCCAAGAAAAGAAAGGCGUCUGUGUCAAAUGUCCCCCUUUCGAUAAUGGCUGCCCUUUCAAAGAAUGCAAGACUGUGGGUGAGCUUCAAGAGAAGAUGGGUCAGAUGCGGAAGCAGUCCAAAGGCGAAGCUCAAUGGAUCGAGUUUUUGAAGGAGGUCCACUUUCUUAGCAAGGAAAAAGACUUGGAGUACGGAACUGUCUCCCCUCAAAGCUUCUUCAAGGGUGGCUGCCCCUUUGCCAAAGAUACUGCAGGAAAGGAGAUUUUGAAACCUACAUACACUGUGUAUCCAUAUUCUUUAACGGUUGAGAAGAUCGUCGAGAAAUGCCCAGUUUUUGGAAAAGGUGUUUGCCCAUAUAAAGCUCUUGUUGAUGAAAUGAAAGGAAUCGCCGCAAACUGCCCCGGCUUUAAGAAUGGAUGCCCAUUCAAGAACCUGACAACCAUGGGUGAGUACGUGGGAAAAUUGGCCCAAAUGCGUGAUAAGAYAGCCACUCCCAAGGGUCGAGCUGCAUUCGAGAACUUGUUGAAGAGGGUUCAUGAGAUCUCCAAGGAGGCUGAGAAGAAAGCUGGACCCUGGCCAUUCCCUCCAAAUACCUGUCCAAUCUUUGCCCAUGAUGCACAUGGAAAGCGCAUCAUGCCAAAAUACAACUAGGCCUCCGCUGAGAGAAAGAAGAAGGAUCUGACUGGGUCAAUUAUGAUUAAGUAGUUUUUUUUAGAAAUUCCUAUUAUCUCCAUUUUGGUGUCUUUUUUAGGGUACGAUUUUAAGUCAGCCAGUUUCUUUCCAAUGUUUUAACUUUCAUUUUACACAGGUUUGGUGUUGGAACUUUUUUGUUUGGGAAAAAAUCCUUGGUAUUUGACGAGAUGAUGAGAUAGGUUACGAAUUACCUAUCGAGAGCUCCCACUUAUUCAGCCGGGCUGUAAGACCCCAUUCCUAAUGAAGCACUAUGGAAUUGCAUGAGUCAGUUACGUCAUUGCUAUUUGUUAUUUUUGUCACAUAUACUCCUUGCUUCUAUGGGUUUCGGUGUAGGGCCUUUUUCCGAAUAGGUCUUUUACUUAUUUUGUAAUUAACAAUUUUAAAGGUUAUCAUUCUUCAACAAGAAUAUUGUAGGGAUUUUUCAGGUCAUUCUUUGGUCAUUAUUUUGUCUAAUCUCGUCUUCAAGAGCAGUUUUUACGUUAUAACAGUGAUCAAUCUUAACAAUA